This is a messenger RNA of Cladophialophora carrionii CBS 160.54, 942 nucleotides long. RefSeq lists its product as uncharacterized. Gene Ontology annotation, biological process: U6 snRNA 3'-end processing. The record is from RefSeq and is a predicted model, not a curated record. Gene Ontology annotation, molecular function: 3'-5'-RNA exonuclease activity. Gene Ontology annotation, cellular component: nucleus. The transcript has a single exon. The coding region runs from base 1 to 942 and encodes 313 amino acids. NCBI's taxonomy places the organism in Eukaryota, Fungi, Ascomycota, Eurotiomycetes, Chaetothyriales, Herpotrichiellaceae.
AUGGCCUUAGUCGACUACUCCGAUUCAAGCUCUGAGAGCGAGGGCCAGGAAUUGGCCGAUCAGGAGAACCACCAGCAAGGCAGACGGAAACGCAAGGCUGACCAUAUUGACGAUGAAACAGUCCACUCCAUCAGAUCUCCACCACCUUUGCCGGCCUCCUUUCAUUCGCUAUAUGCUACGAAUGUGAGAACUUCCACGACGGAUGACCCAUCCCUGCAUGCUGGUCGGACGCGUCAAGUCCCCCAUGUCGUAGGUAACUGGCCCACGCACAUCUAUCUCGAAUGGUAUCCACCACAGGCAGCGCUCGCUCGACUCGACACACUGAUACAGACAUCGAGCCUGCCAACGACGAAAACCGAGCAGACUUCGAAGGCCCACGUUCACGGAUUUCUACGGUCAGAUCUCGGAGCACAGUUACCAUUGCAUAUCAGUCUAUCUGCUCCUCUUGUGUUGAAGACUGAACAGAAGGAGUCGUUCCAGGGCAGCAUAAAUGCUGCAUUGGACAGUAGCCACAUAAAGCCUUUCACCGUCACGGCCACGAGACUCGACUGGGUCGCGAACCACGACAGGAGUCGGUUCUUCUUGGUGCUGAGAUUGAGUAAGCCCGAAGAUGACGAGUUGAACAAAUUGUUGUCGAUAUGCAAUGCCACUGCAGUGCGAUUCGGCUUGUCUCAGCUUUAUAACGAUAUAGCCGAGACUGAUCAAGGCGGGGCAGUCCAGCCCAGGAGUAGGACACCGGUAUCAACCACUGACAAAUCCGAUGCUUUCCAUAUCAGCAUCGCUUGGACACUGCAAGACCCCAAAGAUCGAGCACGCAAGCUCGUUGGUUUGGGGGUUGACCAGCUGCAUGGUCUCAAGGUGAGCUUCUCACUUCUUAAGAUCAAGAUGGGCAAUACUGUGAUUGAUCUCCCCUUGGGCGAAAAUCGCGAGGCAGGCAGAUGA